Molecule: messenger RNA, 649 nt
Organism: Heterobasidion irregulare TC 32-1
Lineage: Eukaryota; Fungi; Basidiomycota; Agaricomycetes; Russulales; Bondarzewiaceae
Exons: 1
Coding region: 197-427 (76 amino acids)
Source: RefSeq, a predicted model, not a curated record
CCUUCCCCUCGGAUACAGCGUGCACCGCAAUCAGCCCCGCGCUCGUCUCAGAUGCGUUGCGCCGCGUCGCACCUUGCCAGACUCAGACUCUCGCGCCUCGCGCCUCGCCGUACUCCCCACACGCAGCAUCAUCACUCCAGGCGGCUUCCCUGCUCCCUCUCGUCCGACAUGAUACAACUCAAGAGCAAACUCCAACAUGCAGCGUCCCGUCCAAAUGAUGGAUGAUAUGCGGGCUUCUCUGCCCAACUGGAUAGGAAGCCAGGCAAGGCAGCCCAUUGGUAAACCGACGGCUGUGCAUACCGUACGAGUUCACAUCCACACUGUAAUACAUACACACUGCCCAGCAGGCGCAGCACAGCACACCGUAAUGCUCAUCGACGUCGUUCUGCUGCGUUCUGCUGCGGUGCGAAUUGUGAUAGUAGGGUGAGAUGCACGCGGAGGGAUCCGAGUGCGAGCUUCCAUGUGCUGCUGUCAGGUCGAGCGGUCAUGCAUUCAUGGACCGGCGUAUUCGGUCUGGCUGCUUCGGGCGCGUACAGUGCGUCCAUACCCACCCAUGACCCCACCUUCGCUCACGCUCUCGCGCUGGCCGUCCCCGAGGCCAGAGUCGCGAUCCACAUCUCGCGCGACCCAUCUUCCCGAAUCCCGACAG